AUGUCUGCCUGUGAAAUGGGAACAUUCAAUCUUACGGGAGCUAUAUGGCUUGCCCAAACCGUAUCAUCACUUAAUGAAUUAUAUUCUAAUAUACAGCCAUAUGUAGUUGUAGCUUUAUGUAUAGCAGGAACAUUAAUGAAUUUAGUGACAGUCAUUGUAUUAACACGUCCAACAAUGCAAUCACCUAUCAAUUGCCUCUUAUGUGCAGUAGCUCUCUGUGAUAUUCUUGUUAUGUCUUCUGUCUUAAUCUUUGUUUAUCAUUUCAUGAUUGCGGCAACACAACGAUGUGAUUUUACUGAUUUUAGUAAAAGUUGGGCAUAUUUCCUAUUUUUACAUUCCCAGACAACUGUCAUCUUCCAUGCUACGAGCAUUUGGCUUACAGUUCUAUUAGCUCAAAUACGUGUUUAUACAAUUAAGAGAGCAACUACUGGUCCGACUGAUAUGAUAACUAUCAAAUCAACGUUCGUCGUUGCUCUCAUCACACUUCUCAUUGUAAUGCUCGCAAAUAUUCCAAACUUCUUGACUUUUGAGAUAGUCGAACAUUCAGCUGAAGGCUAUUGUGAUGAAGAGGAUGAAGGACUAACUAAGUAUUCUGCUAACGCCACACCAGCUGACUUCAUGUACCAAGUGAAAGCAUCCGAUCAGGACUGUGGCUUACUGAAGGCAGCUUUCUGGACAAAUGGGAUAGUGUUCAAAGUUGUUCCAUGUCUGUUACUAACAUUUUCUAUUAUUGCGUUACUGAAAAUUAUCAGAGACGUUUCCACCCGGAGGAAAAGCCUUGCUCAAGUUAUGAAUAAGAAACGUUUACCGAGUGAUCAUACAACUCCUAUGCUAGUUGCUGUUUUAUCAAUUUUUCUUUUGACGGAGUUGCCGCAGGGCAUCUUGCAUGUGGGUAAUGCCAUCUUCUCGAAAGCAACGUUCUAUAAUCGAAUUUAUCAGCCUUUGGGUGAUAUCAUGGAUUUGCUUUCCUUACUCAAUUCAGCAGUUAACUUCAUCAUUUAUUGCGCUAUGAGUCGGAAGUUCCGUUGUGUUUUCCUACAGCUGUUUGCCAACCUGUUGCCUGAACGAAUCUACAGACGAUAUGUUCAUCAAUUCCCUGGAGUAUUUGAUCUGGAGAUAUCUCGUCAAAAACCAUCGGGAUAUACAGAUGUCACCCGAACGGAACAGAUGGCUCUGACAUCUAGUUCCCAUCGGGUAUCAGCUACAUCUAUGCUUAUACGUACUUCAUCACGUGAAAAAAUGUACUCAGGAAAUUUAUUGUCAGUCGAAGGCCCCGGAGGCCGUUCAAUGUCUCACUCGAGUGUUCAUUACAAAGAGCAGUUUGAUGGACGCAGUAGCUUAGAAAUUCAUGAAAUCAAAUUGCCUAUUCCAUCGUCAAAAGGUAAUGAGAGGCCGGCUGGAAAUGUGUUUGUCACAUUCCGGCAAUACGUUAGUCGAGUUAUCCAACGAAUGGAAGCCAAUCACAUACAGGAUAGCCCACAACGUCGAAUGAAUAUCAUUCAAUUCGAAACAAGUACAAUAUACUGA
Auanema sp. JU1783 is the source of this 1527-nucleotide messenger RNA. The record is from the annotation of a GenBank genome assembly. Lineage: Eukaryota; Metazoa; Nematoda; Chromadorea; Rhabditida; Rhabditidae.